This is a messenger RNA of Didymosphaeria variabile, 2697 nucleotides long. RefSeq lists its product as uncharacterized. The coding region runs from base 1 to 2697 and encodes 898 amino acids. NCBI's taxonomy places the organism in Eukaryota, Fungi, Ascomycota, Dothideomycetes, Pleosporales, Didymosphaeriaceae. The transcript has a single exon. The record is from RefSeq and is a predicted model, not a curated record.
AUGGCGGCGCCGUCGAAGCUGCGGGACGUCCUCGACAAGAUUCGCAUGGCUUAUCCACCCCACGUUCGCGAAGCCUUGGACAAAACAAGGACAGAACAAGAACUGCUCAAGGAGAAGAAGAACCUUCCCCUUGGGGGCCCGCCUUCACCAGAUCAUGUUGAUACGAUAGACCAAGAGAUCGACCGCCUACCGGAGGAUGAAGCUGUUGCUGCAACGAAGGCCUUCUAUCCUGAAUUCAUUCCCCAUAUACCUGAAGCCAAAGUGUAUGAGGAACAGUACCAUCACUUCUCCAAAAAAGCCAAGGAACGAUCAACGAAGUACAAUCAGAUUAUGCAACAUGUGCCGGUUGGAGAUAGGCCACGAAUCUAUACUACAACUGAACUGACAGAAACAUUUGCCCAGUGCUCGGAAGAGCUUUCCCAAUGCUGCAGCAUGCUGAAGAUGUUUGCAUGCAGGAACGAAGAGCAGAUUCGAUCGCGCUGGAGGCGAAUGUCAAGGGGCCAGAGAAUGAAAAUCCUUCGUGAGAUCUGGCCAGAUAUUCCCGCCCAUCAUAGACCAGACAUCGGGUCCUUCCGAGACCGACGGUCACCACUUCCUUCUGAUUGCAAUUCAUUUUCACAACUCGCCCCAAUUUGGGGCCUCCCGUACCUCAACCUAGAGGAUCUUGCGGACUCAACGAAUUUCCUACUUCUCUUAAACGCUCGUGCGCACAAUUUUCCUUGGAAAUUCGCUCAUGCAGAUCUCGCGGCUGCACCUGUUUACAGGAUUCGUCCGGAGCUGUUGGAUUCUGUCAAGAACUCGCAUAGCGUGGUAAUUGUCCCCCAGCAGCAGUUGACAACAUACCUCGAGGUUUUCGCGUGGAAGAGCGAAGCGGAAGCGGCAGCAUCGCUGAAAACUGGUCUAACAGUUCACCCCGAUCACGCUCUUCAGAUCUUCACGCUACAGGACUAUGUCUGGAGGUUUCUGCUCCAUUGCUGCGUCAAAAUCAUACCUGGCAGCCUGAAAGAUGUUGUGUGGGACAGCUCGAUUCUCCCCCAAGCGUUAUCAGAACCUUCGACCCAACCCCAGAAUAUGUCGACCGCGAUUGCGCGCGACGCUCCAUAUCGUCUUCCAAAACAGAUAGACUUGAUGAGACUGAAAUCACUGAUCGCGGCCACUCGGGACAGGACGAUAGAUCGUAUACACCAGCUCAGAGAAGAUCCCGAACUUUUCGCCGAAUAUGUGCAAGAUCUCCGCUCCCACAGACCAGAGCUUCUCCUUGAUCGCGCUGGCAAAUCACAUAAGCUCGUAGGGAGUGGUGCUCUCCACAAUUCUGUUCUAAAGAACAUGAUCGGCGAUCUGUACAUGGACGUAUCGUUCUAUGAAGACUUUCACUGCAGACUUUGUCAAUGGGAGAGUCUUAUUGUCAAACACGCCACCGACUUGGUCCCAGGGGGGCAGCUGCCAACCCCUCUUAUGGAAUCGAUUACAGAAACUCGUUGUUCCUUGGAAAUGACGAUGUUGGACCUGAUUGAUAUGUUCAAAGCCGCUUUCGUAUCAUCUCUUCCAAUGCGACCGUACUUCAUCCGGACUUCUUCGAAUACAUCUGAUAUGGUGAUAUUUGUCCAGGAUACGGAAAAGAAGGCGGACUCUGUUAUUAGAGAAGCAUUGUCAGUAAUCAACAUGUUGUUUAGGAAGGAUACACGGGAUUUUUUCUCGCUAUAUACAAUAAUGGACGAGCUCGACAGGUUCCUCGACAGCGAUAGAGAUGCGAGAGCCAUGUUUACUCCGUUGGUGGUCUCAAUCUUGUCGCGUCUUUCGGUUAUAUCCGAGUGUCUUCGCUCCAUCGACUCCUAUCAACCUUGGGCUCCUUCUUUGGAGGCCAGUUACCAGGAGAAAAAGCACAUCUAUUUUUAUCGAUGUGCGAUAAAACAAGGCGCCUCUUGGCAGUCAAUCAGGACAACUACUUUUCGUGGGACAAAUAUUUGCUCGCUUGGAGACCCCAGCGAUGGCAAGUUUGAGUAUCCCAUCCAUGGGCGUCAAAACCGCCAGGCGGCCGAGAAGCGGGCAAAGGCAAAGACAGCUCUGAAUACGUUCUGGGAAGCAGCAGACAAGCGAUUCCGAGACGUGACAGGCACUACUCCAUACGACUUGAUCCAGCAUAUCAUUGAGACAAGAGUGGCACCUUGCUUACGUUCCACCAAGCCUUGUGAGAAGCGUGCAGCUCCUACUAGUGUAAUUCCGAACGACUUUGUCGACCACGACACCACCAAGGAGUUCACUGGAAACUUCAGCAAGCUUUCGGUAGCUCCAAAGACCAAGCCCAAGACCCGUGGUGUUGCAGCCCCUCAAGAUGAAGUUCCUGCAAACCCUGAUCUAGCAAUUAUAGAGGUCCGACAUCCAACCAUCACUGUUGACAAACGCGCCCACAAAGUCUUCAGAUCGCUGUUCCACUCGGUUGACUCUCCCAACCAGCCGAGUCAAGUCGCAUGGCCUGAUUUCGUCCACGCGAUGGUUUCUGCAGGCUUUGGAGCAGAGAAGCUCCCCGCCACGUCCGCGUGGCACUUCACGCCAGUAUUGGUGGAUGCAGACCGCUCCAUCCAGUUCCACGAGCCGCACCCGUCCAAUAAACUUCCCAUGACCUGGGCUCGCGAAUACGGACGUCGACUCACGCGUGCAUAUGGCUGGGAUGGUGAGACGUUCGCUUUGAAAGAUUAG